Anopheles darlingi is the source of this 4701-nucleotide messenger RNA. RefSeq names its product serine protease nudel (gene ndl). Gene Ontology annotation, molecular function: serine-type endopeptidase activity; protein binding. The record is from RefSeq and is a predicted model, not a curated record. The transcript has 10 exons. Gene Ontology annotation, biological process: proteolysis. Bases 1 to 4701 code for a protein of 1566 amino acids. Lineage: Eukaryota; Metazoa; Arthropoda; Insecta; Diptera; Culicidae.
AUGUUCGCCACCGGCCAUUCAUCGGCAGCCCGUGCCAAGGGCCGACAGCACUGCCGGCGUGGCUGGGUACCGUGCUUCAGUUCGCACCAGUGCGUCAAACGCUCCGCUUGGUGUAACUCCCGGACGGAUUGUCUCGAUGGCAGUGACGAAAGUUCCUGUUCCUGCGUAUCGCGACUACCGCGCCAUAAACUGUGCGAUGGUUAUGCCGACUGUCCGCUCGGUAUGGACGAGAUGGGUUGCUUCGGGUGUGCCAAGUUUGCGUUUUCCUGCUACCACACGGCCGACGAGUUCCGGACGCACCGAUCCGGUGAUACACCCGGUUGCUACUCGGUAGCGGAGCGUUGCGAUGGUUUCGAUCAUUGUCUCAACCGUAAGGAUGAACAGGAUUGUUCGAUGUUGGUGCAAGGGCUCGGCCAUUAUCUGGCGUACGCCGUGCCGCACACUUCCGGUGUGCUGCAUCGGAACUACAAGGGUAAAUGGUACCCGGUCUGUAGUAAUGCACGCCCGUGGGCACGUGAAGCAUGCGAAGCGGAGCUCGGGCCACUAGAUCAGGAACCGUUGCUAAGCCACGGGCAUGGCAGUCUACCAGGACCGUACAUUAGCCAGCGAACAUCGACGUCGGAGCCCGAUUUUACCGAAUCCUGUAAUGGGGUGUACGUGAAGGUGAAGUGUCCACCGGUACGGUGCGGUACGAGUAAGCUGCAGGAACAGCACGCUGCUAGGAUCAGUGUACGAACGAGGCGCAAUGUGACGACGGGCGGCGAUGCCGACGAGUUGGUCGAGAGUGUCCGGAUUGUUGGUGGUGGUGAUGCGGAACCGGGUGCUUAUCCCUUCAUCGUGGGUAUCUUCCGUGAUGGCAAGUACCAUUGUGGGGCCAGCAUCUACAAUGAACAUUGGAUCAUCUCGGCCGCUCACUGUUGUGAUAACUUCCAGCAUCAUUACUACGAGGUACGAUCGGGAAUGCUUCGGAAGCGCAGCUACUCCCCGCAGGUGCAGGUGACGCACGUGACACACAUGAUCGUACAUCACGCCUACAGCUCGAAGCUAAUGGCGAACGAUAUUGCGCUGAUGCGCGUGGAGCACCCGUUCCGGUACAACCGUUGGGUACGGCCGAUCUGUCUACCGGCCAAACAUCGGACGACCGGUGAUCGCGAUUGGUUGUGGGGCCCGAAACCGGGUACCGUGUGUACGGCGGUCGGUUGGGGUGCAUUACGCGAGGGUGGUGGUGCACCGGAUCAUCUAAAGCACGUCUCGGUACCGGUGCUGGCCGUCUGUAAGCAUCGGGCCGAUCGAGAUAGUUUGCAAAUUUGCGCGGCAGAGGAGGAAGGGGGCCAAGAUGCCUGUCAGGGCGAUUCGGGUGGACCGUUCGUGUGCCAGAGCCGGGCGAAUCCGUACGAAUGGUACCUGGCCGGUGUCGUAAGCCAUGGGGAGGGCUGUGCUCGACCGAAUGAACCCGGUGUUUACACGCGUGUUGCACUGUUCAUCGAGUGGAUCGAGCAGAAGGUUAAUGGACCGCUACCGAUACGCCAGACGUUGGCCGAUUGCCCUGGGUCGCGGUGUAUUUGGGGUGGUGGUGUCUGUCUGCCGGCGGGCAAAAAGUGUAACGGAUUCGUGAACUGCCUCGGGGGUGAGGAUGAGUCAGAGUGUGGGAUGGAUCGGUUGCUACGCUCGAUGACGAGAAAGGAUAACGAAGAGGAGGAACCGGAGGAACCGGAAGAGGAGGAGAAUGAUGAGGUGGCAAUCACCACCGAGCAGGAACUGGGGACGACCAGCGAGAGUCAACCACUGAGGGCUACCACUUCCCAGCACCAGCAGCAGCAGCAGCAACAGGAGGACGUUACAACGGAAGAGUCUCAUGGUGACGGACAGGAGAGUAUGCUCGUAACGCAGACGGUACAGAUGGAUCCUACCGGGGUCACAAUACAGGAAAGCACUACGACCGUCACCAGCAGCAGCAGUACUCCCGGAGAAACGACAUCCGGAGUAGUUCCUUCCAGUUCAACCACAACAUCAUCCCUAAAAGUGGCACCGGAGUCUACGACACCGGCAGCGGUCACCUUUACGACGGUUGCGUUCGAAAUUCUCGCCCCCAGUGGACCACCGACAACGGAAGUCAUCUGGAAAGCGGUCGAGAAGACGAUCAAGGAAGUGCAGGGAUUGGCAAGAGUAAGCGGCAAUGAAUCUCAGACCACCGCUGAACCCGAAACCGAUCAUCCAUUCUUCGAGGAACUGGAAGUAAUGGAACAGGAGAAACACAAACGGUUGGCCCAGUUCCGGUUGACCGUCCACAAUGUGCACACCAAGACAGCCGUCACGUCUACCGUAUCCCCGCUGCAUUCUAAUGACUCCACGCAAACGCAACAACAGUAUCGACAGUUUUCGUGCACCAAUAUUACCCAACGGAUCAACAUUGCGCACCGGUGUGACCGGAUCGUCGACUGUGAGGAUGGUAGCGAUGAGCUGAACUGUACCUGCCGGGACUAUCUGAAGGAUAAGUUCGAUUUUCUGAUCUGCGACGGCAAGACGGACUGUCUGGAUCAUACGGACGAGCGGAAUUGCCUGACGUGCCAGGCGAGUGAGUACGCGUGCCGGAUGAGCCAGAUAUGCAUACCGAAGGCACAUCAGUGCAAUGGUAUCGCCGACUGUCCGCUACACGAGGAUGAACUGGAUUGCUUGGCCUUAACCGAUGGUCAGCGUGUGUACUUCGACGCCAACAACCUAACACUUUUCCGCAAUACCGGUCUCGUUACGAAGAACUCAAACGGUACCUGGGAGUUACUUUGCGGUACGAAGCUCACCGAUAAGACGCAACACGCGGUCGAAAAGAUCUGCGCGUUUCUCGGUUUCGCCGGAUACCGUAACUACUCCGUGGUGACGCUCACUGGUACCGAUAGUUUGCACGGGCUUACACUGGAUCAGCACGAGCAGCUGCUGGUUGGUAGCGAUACGACGCACUAUCUGAACCUAACUCUCGUCGAGGGCUGCGAAGCGCUGCGAGUGACCUGUGCCCAGCACAUUAACGCCAGCGAACAUGAGAUUGCGCACUUUGAGCAUCAGCACAGCGAACAACCGGUUCAGGUGAACAUUCGGCCACUGAAUCCGAUCCACAAACCGCACCAUAUGCCCCAGAUCGUGUUCCAGGAGAAUGCGCACGUCGAGUUGAUCGAGAGCUUCGGUGAUGAUUACGAUUGGCCGUGGAACGUGGACAUAUAUCUCGAUGGUGUGCUGAUCUGCAGUGGAUUGAUUAUCGAUGCGAGCUGGAUCGUGGUGGCCAGUAGCUGUACGCGGCUCGUUAACAUGCGCCAUCAGUACGUCGCGGUGGUGGCCGGUGGUGCUAAAUCGUAUCUUCACAUUGCCGGUCCGUAUGAGCAGGUGGUGCGAGUUGAUUGCUAUCACUUCAUACCGGAAGCCGAAACGGUGAUGCUCCAUCUGUCGCAGAAGUUCAACUUUAGCCGGCACGUUCUACCGACCUUCAUACCGGACAAUGACAACCUGACGGAUAGCGAAUGUCUUGCGGUUGGUAAGGACAAGUAUGGCCGGACGAAGACACUGCGAGUGCAUCUGAAUGAGACGAACUGUGUCGGCGAGCGGAUCCGGUGCUACAACAAGGAUCUCAAGCAGCCAUACUUCCAUCAUGAGUACUGUUAUACUCAAGAGGCAACACGCUCUGGUGUGAUCGUCUGCAAGACGAAACGCUCCGGUUGGUAUCCGGUCGGGUUCUACCAGAACAAGCGUGGUCUCUGUGGAUUCAACGAGGUAGUGCGUGUGACCAGCCUGAUCGAAUCGUACCACCGCAUACAGCAUGUCCUUCAGAACGAAAAAUGCGUCGGAGAACUAUAUUACGGAGAGCCGCGUUGUGACGGAAUGCGCUGCCGGUAUGGCAAGUGUAUCGGCGAGUCACUGAUCUGCGACCGUAAGCUCGACUGUAGUGAGGGUUCGGACGAGAAACCGGAACUGUGCGCUUCAAGAAACUCAACUGGACGCUGUCUACCACAUGAACUGCGCUGUUCGAAUGGGAAGUGCGUCGAUAAAAGCCGGUUCUGUGAUCGCUUCAAUGAUUGUGGUGAUGCGACCGAUGAACCACACGAUUGCUCCUGCUAUACCUAUUUGAAGAUAACCGAUCCAGCAAGGAUCUGCGACGGUGUCCGGAAUUGUUGGGACAAAUCAGAUGAGAAUCCACGGGUAUGCCGGUGCCAUGCAUCGAACUUCCGGUGCGGUGAGUCGAACAUCUGCGUCCCGUACGAUUUCGUGUGCGACAAGGAACGAGACUGUCCGGAUGGGGAAGAUGAGCAGUAUUGCUAUGCCCUACAGCAGAACUCGUAUGAAGCUGGCUACGGUGAGCUGAUGGAGCAAAGCUACGGUAUCUGGCACUCGAAGUGCUUUCCCAAGACGGCCCAGUUCGGGGACGAGUAUAUGCGUAACAUCUGCGAACAGCUCGGUUACUCCCAGGUGCGUAAGAUCUAUGGACGUGCGAUCGUCGAGGGUGCACGGUUGCGUACGGCCAACGAGACGGAAAGUCCGGUGGAUAAAUUGCGCCGUACGGCCACCAAGACGAUCGUGCACAACAAGUUCUCCAAGGUGGUGAUCAACGAUCAGCACACGUUCUACAUGAAACCGAGCCGACCCAUGUUCCGGGUGAUCAAUUGGAACUACCACGACGAGCAGAACUGUCACCGGUUGGAGCUGCUGUGUGCUGCGUAA